Messenger RNA from Lineus longissimus, 4713 nucleotides. RefSeq names its product mucin-2-like. NCBI's taxonomy places the organism in Eukaryota, Metazoa, Nemertea, Pilidiophora, Heteronemertea, Lineidae. Bases 1 to 4713 code for a protein of 1570 amino acids. The transcript has a single exon. The record is from RefSeq and is a predicted model, not a curated record.
AUGGUCAUCGACCAAGAUACGUCGGUCCUGAACGCAGACGCAUUCAUCACUGAACCCGAGGUUAACCAGACUACAGAGGCCAAUGCAGUAUCAACAUCAGGUCCAGAUCCAAUCGAGCUUUUGCUGGCAACAAAAACUGUUGCCGAGAACGACCCUACCACUCCUGAUACACAAGCCACCGAAGAAACUGGUGAGCUAACAUCUAAAUCCGGAACUACUGCUCAGUUAGUUACUAACACUAAAUCGACAAAUGAGGCUCAAGAGAAAUCGACUACCCAGCCAUCACUUUGGACCACAACUGAACAUGUAGCGAAAUUGCCAACGAAGCUUGCGUCGAAAACUACUGCGGGAUCAAGCCAAACUCAACGAGAAUCAGCAUUUAAAACGACUGAACCACUGAGUGCACUUACUGAAAUUUCCGAUCCAUUAACGACGGAGCAUACAGCUCGACAACUAGGUGAGAACGUGGUAGAAACGACUACAGUUCCAGGUAUUCAGUCAACAGUUCCCUUUGCUGACGAUUCUACGACCCAGUGGGUAGAAGAUCUUAGAAGUGAACCACAACAAACAAAACUAACAACUCUCCCUGUCUCCACAUUUGAGACUAUAGUAACUUUAAUAGGUGAGCUGGUAGUAGAACCAACGACUGAGCCUGAAGUUAUAUCAAUAUCCAGAUCUGCAUCAAAGGAAAUUGCAAUUGAAUCAACUACUGAGUCUGACACUGAAUCGACAAGCGAGUCUGUAGCGACUCGAGCUCUAGUUAUAUCAACAGCUGUGAUUGCAGAAGAAUCAAACACUCGGCCUGCAGCAAAACCAACAACUCGGCCUGCACCAGAACUAACGACUUUGCCGGACACAGAACCAAUAACUCAGCCAACUGCCCCUGCAGCAGAACCAAGAGCUCAACCCGCAACAGAACUAACAACUCCGCUCGCGAAGGAACCAACUACUCAGCCUGCCGCAGAACCAACAACUGUGCCUGCAGCAGAGCCAACGACUAGACCUGCUGCAGAUCCAACAACUCAGCCUGCAACGGAACUAAUUACUCAGUCGGUACCAGAUCCAAAAACUCAGCGUGCCACAGAACGAAUCACUCAGCCAGCUGCAGAACCGGCAACUAAGCCUGCUGCAGAACUAACAACUCAACCGGUAACAAAUCUAAAUACUCAAUCAGCAACAAAAUUAACGACUUGGGCAAUAACUGAACUAACUGCUCAGCCUGCAACAGAACCACCAACAACACAACCGGAAACAAAUCCAACACAUCCUCCUCCAAUAGAACAAACAUCUCAUCCUCCAAAAGAACAAACAACUCAUCCUCCUAUAGAAUUAAUAACUCGUCCUCCAACAGAAUUCGAAAAGCAGCCUGGAACAUAUCUAACACGGCAGCCAGCAGCAGGGUCAACUACUCCGAAAACAACUGAACUAAACGUCCAGCCUAAAGAAGAACCAACACGGCCAGCGACAGAGCCAACAACUCUGUCAAAGGGAUUAACAACUCUGUCUGUAGUUGAACCAGCGAGAGGGUCUGGAACAAAACAUACCACGCAAACUGUAGAUGAAUCAAUAAGUGAGAUUACGGAUCAAUCUACGAGUGUGCUAACAGCGAGGUUAACAAGAUCUUUAGAAUUUCAAUCAGCUGCUGAGAUUCCAGUUGAAGCAACAGACGGGCCUUUGGCAGAACGGACCACACACGCAGUGAGAUCUUCUACACAGCUGACACAAGCACCAACAGGAUUGCCUGUAGGAGUACCAUUAACUGCUGUAUUGCAACCAACAACUGUGGUUGCCGAUACGCAAGGACCAAGAAUUACAGCUACUGCUGCACCUUUGACAGGAACGAGUGUGGUGGCUGAGGCUGCAGGUGGUGUUACUGAAUUUGAACUAAUGGCUGUUGCCGAAAGUAGUACGAAAUCUGAAACUUACGCAGAAACUACUGCAGAACCAAAAGCAGAAACUAGUGCUAAACCUGAAGCAGAGACCAGUGCUGAACCAACAGCAGAGACCAGUGCUGAACCAACAGCAGAAACCAGUGCAGAACCAACAGCAGGAACCAGUGCUGAACCAACAGCAGAAACCAGUGCUGAACCAACACCAGAAACCAGUGCAGAACCAACAGCAGAAACCAGUGCUGAACCAACACCAGAAACCAGUGCUGAACCAACAGCAGAAACCAGUGCUGAACCAAAAGCAGAAACUAGCCCUGAACCAGUAGCAGAAGUAAGUGCCGAACCAAAAGCAGAAACCAGUGCUGAACCAACAGCAGAAACCAGUGCUGAACCAAAAGCAGAAACCAGUGCUGAACCAAAAGCAGAAACCAGUGCUGAACCAAAAGCAGAAACCAGUGCAGAACCAGAAGUAGAAGCUAGCGCUGUACCGGAAGUAGAAACCAGUACUGAACCAAAAGCAGAAACUAGUCCUGAACCAAAAGCGGCGGUAAGUGCCGAACCGAAAGCAGAAACCAGUGCUGAACCAACAGCAGAAACCAGUGCUGAACCAACAGCAGAAACCAGUGCUGAACCAAAAGCAGCAACUAGCCCUGAACCAAAAGCGGAAGUAAGUGCCGAACCGAAAGCAGAAACCAGUGUUGAACCAACAGCAGAAACCAGUGCUGAACCAACAGCAGAAGCAAGUGCUGUAUCGGAAGUAGAAACCAGUGCUGAACCAAACGCAGAAACUAGCUCUGAACCAGUAUCGGAAGUAAGUGCCGAACCAAAAGCAGAAACCAGUGCUGAACCAACAGCAGAAACCAGUGCCGAACCAACAGCAGAAACCAGUGCCGAACCAAAAGCAGAAACCAGUGCUGAACCAACAGCAGAAACCAGUGCUGAACCAACAGCAGAAACUAGUGCUGAACCAACAGCAGAAACCAGUGCAGAACCUGGAGCCGAAGCUAGUGCUGUACCGGAAGUAGAAACCAGUACUGAACCAAAAUCAGAAACUAGCCCUGAACCAAAAGCGGAAGUAAGUGCCGAACCGAAAGCAGAAACCAGUGCAGAACCAGGAGCCGAAGCUAGUGCUGUACCGGAAGUAGAAACCAGUACAGAACCGAAAGCAGAAACCAGUGUUGAACCAACAGCAGAAACUAGUGCUGAACCAACAGCAGAAACCAGUGCUGAACCAGAAGCAGAAGCAAGUGCUGUAUCGAAAGUAGAAACCAGUGCUGAACCAAACGCAGAAACUAGCUCUGAACCAGUAGCAGAAGCAAGUGCUGAACCAACAGCAGAAACCAGUGCUGAACCAACAGCAGAAGCAAGUGCAGAACCAGGAGCCAAAGCUAGUGCUGUACCGGAAGUAGAAACCAGUACUGAACCAAAAUCAGAAACUAGCCCUGAACCAAAAGCGGAAGUAAGUGCCGAACCAAAAGCAGAAACCAGUGCUGAACCAACAGCAGAAGCCAGUGCUGAACCUGAGGUUGAAUCCAGCGCUGAACCUAACACAGUUACUAGUGCUGAACCGGAACCUGAAAGCAGUCCUGAGCCCGCAGCAGAAAGCAGUUCAGAACCCAGUGCUAAACCUGAAGUCGAGGCAAGUGCUGAGCCCGAAAUAAAUAGCAGUCCUGAGCCUGCGGUAUCUAAGAAUGGUACAUCUGUAAUACCAGAACCAGAAUCGAAGAUGUAUCCCGAGGCCGAAUAUUCAACGCCAAAUGUGGAACCAGAGAAUUGGAAUGUUUCUUCGGAGCCGGAGGGGUUUGGUAACAGCACCCUAUUCCCCGAGGCGGAGGGUGGCCGUGGUCUAUCAGAAGCUGAACCUGUACCCGAAUGGGAUAGCACUACACAACAAUGGCAAAUCAUGUGGCAGAUUCACUUCUACUUGAUUGGAAUUAUUUUUCUAAUCAUCGCAUUGAUAUGCAUCUAUAAUAUUGGAAUGUACAUAUACCGACGGACACAGGUCGAAGAUGCUGCCACGAAGGGAUAUCUCGGAUUAUCUCUCAAUUGUCUUGUGGGGUGGCUUGGAUUUUCACGAGGGAUCUUAUUACUUGCGGAUCCAUAUAAUUCAAAAGGACGACUGCCGCUCUUAGCCUAUCGCUUGUUCUGGUCAACUGGCUGGCCAGCAUUAACAGGAAUAUUCACUCUUUUAUUAGCAGUGCUAUUGGACUCUACGAAGAUGUCCAUGGGGCCGCCUUUAUUCACAAAAUGGCAGACGAUUUUUGGCGCUAUCGUCGGGCAUUUCGUCCUAGUGACUACAGUGGACGUGAUAGUGGAGCUUUAUGUUACGGCGAAGAUAUUGCUCCUCAUGUGCCAGACUUUAUUCUUUUUAUUUGGACUGUGUAUGGUGGCUGGCUACUCGUACGCUGCACAUAAAAUAGCGUCUAACCUUGGCGCCUCCGCAGGAGCUCAAGGAAGCGGCAGGAAACAAAUUGUGGUUACUCUCGGCCUGUUUGCUGCUGAUGCGUUCAUCAUGGCGACUGCGCAUGUUUAUGCGGCAUUUGGUGUCUUUGGCGUGCUGUCGCCGUUUGCUUUCGCCCCAGCAGAUCCUUGGUUGGGUCUCAUGUACGUACUACGAGUCACGGAGAUAGUGGCCUGCUGUCUCGGCCUUGCCACUGUCAACAAGAAGAAGAAAGUCAGAAGUUCUGGAAGUGAUAUGAGUGAAAACACAGGCAGAUCCUGGGCGCCCAUCAGCCUCGUGAAGAAGUCCUUUGAUAGAAACAAGGUGACUCCCAUGAAGGAAGAGAAAUCAGACGUUACCAAGAUGUCGAUUGUGUCAGUUUGA